Messenger RNA from Diabrotica balteata, 1858 nucleotides. Lineage: Eukaryota; Metazoa; Arthropoda; Insecta; Coleoptera; Chrysomelidae. The record is from the annotation of a GenBank genome assembly.
UUUUUUAUGAAUAAUUAAUUUUGUAUUGUCAUUCGCCCUAAACGUAGCUUCCGCUAGCGCACGCAGGUUCCCCUCCAACACACCUAACCGCACGUGCGAAAUGCAUUUUUCUGUUCGGACAUAAACCUAAUUUAUUUUCAAUUUAUAAUCGAAGCUAACCGGUGUACAGAACACAAUCCAUAGAUUUAUUUUCUAGUCUUUUCUACUGAUCGGAUAGUCUGAAGAUUUUAAUAUUGUGAUAAUAAAUAAUUUAGAAUGGUGCAGAAAGAGAGUGCAAACUCUGGAGACGAAAGGGAGAGUUCAGUGCCAGUUGUACCUGAAAAUCCAGCAAAGGGUAUUCCUACUGGAAAAUACAGACUUGUAGGAUGGGGUAUAGAUACUACUGGCCGCAGACUCAUUGAUGAAAUUAUUCAAAUAGCUGCGUUUACACCUGAAUCACAGUUUUCGCAGUACAUAAUGCCAUUUGGAGAUUUGAAUCCUAUUUAUAGCAGAAGACACGGUAUAAGAGUAGUAAACACAAUCCGCUACAGAAGGUUGAAAGAUGUCAACACCCAGGAAUUCUUGAAGACCAAAAGUGAAAUUUCUGCACUCCAGGACUUCUUGAAAUGGUUGGAGACUGUUAAAGGAAAUGAUGUUGAUGGAAUUAUCUUGAUUUAUUAUGAACUUCGCAAAGCAUCACCUGGGAUGCUUUUAGAAUCAUUAAGAAGAUAUAAUAUGAUUGAAAGGUUCGAGAAAGUGGUAAAAGGCUUUGCUAAUGGCUUCAACAUAGCCCAAGCGAAAUGUGGCAACACCACUAAAUCUUUCAAUCUCCAUAUAAUGUCGAAGGUAUUGUUAAACAGGGGUGCAGAGCACUUCAACAGUGCAGUAGACAGAGCUAAAGCUUCAUUUGAUAUUGCUGCUCAUUUAGCUCAAGGGGAAAGAGAAGAAUUAAAGGGGGAGGCAGCCAGUAAAGACUGUAUUGGAACAGAAACUCAUCUCAUGGAAGUGGUAUGUCCUUACGUCAAUCCUAUAGAUGCUGAGGAACAGGAAAUAGCUGUUUUUAAGGUAUUAUUAGAAAGACAAAAUACAUUCCGGCCAGUGUUUGGAGCACUGUUACGGGCCAGUCGAACUGAGAGGCAGCACGCAAGCCAUUUAAGGAGACUUUUGGCUGAGAACAAUAUUAAUUAUGACAAACUUAAAAUCGCAUAUGAUUCUGACCCCAAGGAUGGUUUGGAGAAAGUUAUUAAGAGUGAGGUAGCAAAUGCGAAGGAUAAAGAUCUGGAAGAGCUGUUGGAAAUCUUAGAUCGUUUCUUUGAUCCCGAAAAGAAAGCGAUUCAGCCAAAACCCAAACCUAGCCCCCAACGUUAUCCGUAUCGGCGGCCAAAAUUUGUAAGAAACAAAAACUCAAAUUCACAGAGCAAGAACCCAAAAACAAACUCGACUGCAAACGACAAUCCAACCGCCAGCGACGAUUCUUCUCCUCGAAGCGAAUCUGAACAACCUGCACAAGACGGGGAAGAAGCCAAUUCGCCCAAGGAAGAGAAGUCGGUGGAGGCUCAAUGAGUGCCUUGAAGCAUGUGGUGAAAACCUUAUGAAGAUUUUUUGUUCAUUUCAAGGCCAGAUUAGUUCUCACAGUUACUGACUCAGCAACAGUGAAUUCUCGGUGUCUAACAUUUUUAUUUACCGAUUCACACACUGAAAGCUGUUAUUUUGACAUCAUUAAUGAAUGUUAAAUAGCAUUUUCAACUUUUCUUUUACAGUUUAAUUUUAUUUUGUAUAAUUUUUUGUGGCAAUUUUUCAAGUGUGAUUGGUUUAUUUUUUAUUAUAUCGAAACAUGUUUAAUUUUCUUUGUGAUAGUAAUAGGAUUAUGUAUUUUGUA